Ornithodoros turicata is the source of this 1360-nucleotide messenger RNA. Its product is annotated as torsin-1A-interacting protein 1-like. Gene Ontology annotation, cellular component: membrane. The record is from RefSeq and is a predicted model, not a curated record. Gene Ontology annotation, biological process: membrane organization. Bases 166 to 1254 code for a protein of 362 amino acids. Gene Ontology annotation, molecular function: ATPase activator activity. NCBI's taxonomy places the organism in Eukaryota, Metazoa, Arthropoda, Arachnida, Ixodida, Argasidae. The transcript is spliced from 3 exons.
UGCCCGCUAGCCAGCCAGAUCUAGGCUAGUAGUAGGAUAGGAGGUUUUUCGCCGUUUUCACGUUGGGCAAUGUUGGUGCAUCGGUUAGUUUGAGUGAACCUUGUAAGCAGCGCACAGCCUAUUAUGUAUGGGUGACUAACACGUGAUAUAAGGAUCUCGGAGAACAUGUCCUCUGCAGUCGACAGAUUAGUAAGGAGUGGAAUUCGUGAUGAUUCUUCCUUGAAGUCAACCUGUCGUGAUGAAAACGCUGAAACAGACGACGAAGACGGUGCAUCCUCACCACGGGAGACUGGCAAUGUCGAGGUCUCUUCUGAAUCCGAGAGUACGGAAAACAACGAAACGCGGGGUAAACCUUUAUCCCGCAAGCCCCGCAGGGCGGAAACUCGUAGAAGUCGCAGUCCCGCAGAUCGUACGAGGGACGCAUCUCGGGACUCAUCAAAGCAGAGGCAUCACACAUCAGACUUGAGGUCAAAAGGGAGGCGCACAGCUGAUAAGUCAUCGAAUGAACUUGACUUCUGGAAGCUAGCCUGUGUCGCUGCCAUUGCAGUAUUCGCCAUCUUCGCCUUCAAGAUGAUGGGACGAAGUGAACCAACCACGGGGCAUUCCCAUCGCGUCGACGUGCUGCUCCAGCACUUGCGCCGCCUGAAGCAGAUGUAUCCGGGACAACCGGAACACAACUGGCAAAUUAUUCGUAGCUCAGCGGUCGAAGUACUCAAUGGCAGCGAAGCCCAGCACGGACCCGCUGUCCUACUCAUACUCGCGCCACCGCACAAUGAGAACCUGGCAAAACGCAUUGGGAGCGAGGUGGCCCUCGCGUUAUCGUACGCCUUUCAGGAUGGCGGAGCCUACGGAGAGAUAAGCCUGGACGACCUCACGUUCUCCGAGGACGUCAUAGCUGCUAAACACAUCAUCGAUAGGAGGUGCAAGUCGACCUUCGAGGAGAAGCGGCAGCACGUGAUCUUGGCGCCGCACAUCGAGAGCUGGAAUCCGGAACUCGCCAUGAUGCUGCACCCGCUUUGCGACUACGAGAAUCCGUUGUAUGAAAACGUUGCCAUCGUCUUGACCGCUUUCAGCGAAGAUAUUAUCGGAGAAAUUAGGAGGUUGCAGUACGAUCGGAUGGCAGAGGACGUGCUGAAUAAAGCGUGGGACGUCAUGGACACCAAUCAGAGACACGCCAUCAUCAGCCGCGUCACCGUCAAUGUCAUUGUGUUACACGACGAACGAGAUGGCUUUUCUAGUGUGGACAAACAAUGAGUAAUUUAACUUACUGCCCCCUUUUGGAAUGUUGAGAGUACCUAUGGUGCGUUUGCCACCUUUGAGAUGUGUUCUUAUUGAACUAAUACACACGUUGAUGUUGGAA